AAAAUACUAUUGAGUGUCAGAGCCAAGGGUUUGAAAGAGUAUCUGCACAACUCAGAACAAUACUCCUCUUGGGGCAGUUUUUGGAAAUUAAGCACACUCUAGGUGGGUAGAAGUGGUGGGUUUAUUUCCUUCAGCAAGUUUUCACCAGGUUAGAGAGAUGGGACUGGCCAGAUGAGGUGAGGGGAGAAAGAUACUGCUUGUGUGAUUAGGAUUUAGGUUCCAGCCUGCAUUGUCUAUAAGGUACCAACUGAAAUUCUUUCGAUUUCCAACAUGCCAGGAGGCCAGGGGGACUCUCGGCCACUUCCACUCCGCCUGCACAGUUCGAUUUGUUCUAGAUGAGGGAGCCAUGCAGAGAGGGUCCAGAGAGAAAAGAUUGGAGUCGUGCCAGACAGUGGGCAUCUUUCUCCUCGGGGCCUUUCCUGGGAGCUGAAGCUGUGUGAAAAGAGAAGAUAGAUAGUAGCUGCCCAUGAGCUAAUGAGAAAAACAUCUCAAAGGGAUGCUUAGGUGUUGUAUGAGCAAGGCCCUCCUCCUCUGAACAUGAAAUUUCUCCAUUGGUGCUUAGAAAUUUCCCUUCAGCACAGAUUUGCUUAUUCUUGUCCAAUCCAUAGUUGUCUAUUGAUUCUUGUGCUAUAAACAGAAACAGUUGCCUAGGAGUGCUAUCAAUUGUGUGUUAGUUUCUGAAGGUAAAUGGUUGCAAAAGCCAACUGAGUAAACAUUACCCUUACUAGAUGCCUUAAGUCCCCUAUCUAUACAUGAUUUGGGGUAGACUGCCUUUACUUCUUAGUGUUUCAGAAGCACUGGAAAAGACUAAAUGAAGGUACAGAAGGGAUGCCUACUUGCAGAGGUCUGGAGAUUAGCUGAUUCUUUCCUUAAAGAUACUGGAGGGAUCUAGGCCUAUUUGGGGCCUAUUGGGUUGGAGGUGCCCCAAGACCUCUGGUUGGAGCUGUCCAGCACAGAGCUGUGAACAGGGGAUGCAGGCUUAGUUCAGAGCUGGGGAGAGAGAGCUGGACCACGCAGUAGGAAUCAGCCACCCCUGCAUGUAGAAGGGCCUAGACAAGAAUGAGAAGACAUGUCAUUUUCUGCUCAGUUCUGUGGUGAAGUCUUCCUGUAAACUCAUCUCUAGGGUGUGAAUGACCUCAUCAACAUCCUUCCGCCUCUGAGAGAAGAGCUGCUGGAGACUCCUGGAUGUCUGGCCCAAAGCUGGAGGCUCUGAAAGGGCUGAGAGAUGAUUUGGAAGAUACCAUUUGACUGCUUUUUACUGACGUGACCAUAUGUCUACCCGGAGAUUGGAGACCUUGGACAGCUGGAGGAUCCAAGAUAACCUCCCUCCUCCUGUCUGGAUUCGCAGAAUAAAACCUUGUCAAAACAACAAAGGAAAAGUGGCCGGACUUCAGUUUAAGAUGUUUAUACUCUUUUCUUCAUCUUGGAACUAUCUAUUUGAUUUAAAGCUGAUCAAGGCCAUGACAUAGAGAGAAAGAACCCAGACCAAUGAAGACAAGAGAGCUGCUCUUUGUGUGACGCAUUUCCUCACCCAGCCGCAGAUUGCAACAGAGGAGAUGAGAUAAAGAUGAGGAACCUCAACAGAAAGGAUGGAUGUAAACAGUGGGUUUGCUGUGCAGUGACAAGAGCCCAGCUUGGGAAGGGUGUUGAGUGGGGUGAAGAUGUCACAGGAACUCACGAAAGCCAGAGGAGUUCACAGUUCAGAGAAGCUUUUUGAGCUCCCAAGAGGAUGUAAAGGGCACAAGGUCACCUUUAUUGAACUGUUUUCCUGUUGGCCAUCCCUUCUGGGCCCCAAGUUCUGCAUUUGCAGCAUCUGGCACAGUGCUGGGCACAUCCUGAGCUUGAGAAAAGGAACCUGGGCAGGAGGAGAUAAGCCAAUAUAUCUGCCUGUUGAGCCUACAGUUAAAAAUAAUUAUAGAGAACAUGGUGAUGCUUCAGAAACUGUCAGGAUCUUUACUCUUUGUCCAGGAAGCCCUGAACUGUCAUUGGAAAUAAGAUGCCAGAACCACAGAUGUCCUUAGGCAGAUGAAGCUGAGUGAAUAGGCAAGUCAAGAGGCUGAAUAUCUGAAGAAUGUUUCCAAAGGGUAAUCUGACUGUUGCUAGGUGGAUAUGGAGGAGCACAAGGAAGCUGUUUCUCUUCCUUUCACUCAUGCUGCCUCAUACAGCUCAUUUGGAAGGCAAAAAGGAUCAUCAAUUCAUCUGGAAACCAGGCCCCUGGGGAAGGUGUACAGGAGACUGUGGGCCUGGAGGCAUCCAGAGCCGUGCCCUGUGGUGUUUCCACUUUGAAGGGUGGACGAGUCACCAGUCUAACUGUGAUGAGAGCAGCAGGCCUCCAAAUGAAAGAAGCUGCUUCCGAGUCUGUGAUUGGCACAGAGACCUCUUCCAGUGGGAAGUUUCUGACUGGCACCACUGCAUGCUGGUUCCUCCUGCCCUGGGCCAGGCCAGGCCUCGGGCCACAGAGUGUGUGACAGCCCAGCAUGGGCUGCAGCACCGGACUGUGCACUGUAUUCAGAAGCUGAACAGGACCAUGGUUGUGAAUGAAAUAUGUGAACACUUUGCCCCUCAGCCCCCCACGGAACAAGCUUGCCUCAUCCCUUGCCCACAGGAUUGUGUGGUCUCUGAGUUCUCACAGUGGUCCAAGUGCAGCAAAGGAUGUGGAAAACAGUUACAGCACAGAACGCGCUCAGCCCUUGCCCCCCCUCUGUAUGGAGGGUCCCAGUGUCCCAAUCUGACUGAGUCGAGAGCCUGUGAUACUCCCAUUUCCUGCCCUCUUGGGGCAGAGGAAUAUACAUUUAGCCUUAAAGUUGGACCUUGGCAUAAAUGUAGACUGCCUCAUCUCAAAGAACUUAACCUAAAUGGAAGAACUGUUCUGGAUUUUAUCUCUGACUCAAAGGAGCGAGUCACUUUUAGACAUCACAGUUACAAGGCGCAUCACCAUUCCAAGCCCUGGGACAUAGAGAUAGGUUUUCAAACCCGGCAGGUCUGGUGUACAAGAAGUGAUGGGAAAAAUGCUCUGUUAAGCCUUUGCAUGCAAGAUCCCUUCCCUUUGACUGUACGGUCCUGCAUCAUACCCAAAGACUGCGAAACCACCGAGUGGUCCUCCUGGAGCCCCUGCUCUAAGACGUGCCGUUCAGGGAGCCUCUCACCAGGAUUUAGGAGCAGGAGCCGGAAUGUGAAGCACAUUGCUAUCGGUGGUGGAAAGGAUUGCCCUGAACUUCUCGAGAAAGAGGCCUGUAUUGUCGAAGGCGAACUUUUGCAUCCAUGUCCCAGGUAUUCCUGGAGGACCUCCGAAUGGAAAGAAUGCCAAGUCUCUCUCCUCUUUGAGCAACAGGACGCUCACUGGCAUGCGACAGGACCCGUUUGUGGAGGUGGGAUCCAGACCCGGGAGGUGUACUGCGCCCAGAGCACACCAGCGGUCACGGCACGGAGGACCAAGGAAGUCUCAAGACCUGUGGAAAAAACAUUAUGUUUGGGACCUGCCCCUGCAGCUUCUCAGCUCUGCAAUAUCCCUUGUUCUACAGACUGUAUAGUAUCUUCCUGGUCAGCCUGGGGCCUGUGCAUCCAUGAAAACUGCCAUGAUCCUCAGGGGAGAAAAGGAUUUAGAAUGAGACAGCGCCAUGUCCUCAUGGAGUCCACAGGGCCUGCGGGGCGUUGCCCUCACUUGGUGGAAUCUGUCCCUUGUGACGAUCCACUGUGUUACCGAUGGCUGACAUCCGAAGGGAUCUGUAUCCCUGAUCACGGCAAGUGUGGCCUGGGACACCGCAUCCUCAAGGCUGUCUGUCAGGAUGAGCGAGGAGAAGAUGUGUCAGGGAGUCUCUGCCCAGCAUCUCCUCCUCCAGAACAGAUGGCUUGUGAGAUCCCCUGCCGAAUGGAUUGUGUGCUGAGCGAGUGGACAGAGUGGUCAUCCUGCUCCCAGUCUUGUUCAAAUAAAAACUCAGAUGGGAAACAGACGAGGUCAAGGACGAUCCUGGCAUUGGCUGGAGAAGGUGGAAAACCAUGCCCUCCAAGUCAGGCCCUUCAAGAGUAUCGCUCAUGCAAUGACCAUUCCUGUAUGCAGCUCUACUGGGAGACCUCACCUUGGGGCCCCUGUUCUGAAGACACAUUGGUCACUGCACUUAAUGCAACCAUUGGCUCGAAUGGAGAAGCUACGUGCGGUGUGGGCAUUCAGACACGGAGGGUCUUCUGUGUCAAGAGUCAUGUAGGACAAGUGGUGACAAAAAGGUGUCCAGAAUCUACUCGGCCUGAAACUGUGCGCCCUUGUCUGCUCCCGUGUAAAAGGGACUGCACUGUGACUGCUUUCAGCGAGUGGACGCCCUGCCCAAGGGUGUGCCAACCAGGAAACGCCACCAUAAAACAGUCUCGAUACAGGAUUAUCAUCCAAGAAGCAGCCAAUGGAGGCCAAGAGUGUCCAGAUACCUUAUUCGAAGAGCGAGAGUGUGAAGAUGUGUCACUGUGCCCCACGUAUCGGUGGAAGGCACAGAAAUGGAGCCCCUGUAUCUUGGUGCCUGAGUCGGUCAGGCAGGAAACAAUGGUUACUGGUGAAGCCUGUGGAAAGGGGGUACAGACAAGAGCUGUCUCAUGCAUCUCUGAUAAUAACCAGUCGGCAGAAAUGACAGAGUGCCUCAAGCAGACAAAUGGUAUGCCUCCCCUUGUGCAAGAAUGUACAGUCCCGUGUCAUGAUGACUGCACCUUCACUGCGUGGUCCAAGUUUACGCCCUGCUCCAGAAAUUGUGAAACAACUCGAAGUAGACGGCGACAGCUCACAGGGAAAAGCAGGAAGAAGGAGAAAUGCCAGGAUGCUGACCUGUACCCUCUAGUGGAAACAGAACCAUGUCCUUGUGAUGUGUUUAUAUCUCACCCUUAUGGAAAUUGGUCAGAUUGUAUUCUUCCUGAAGGCAGAAGGGAGCCUCCUCGAGGAUUGCGGGUACAAGGAGACAACAAAGAAUGUGGAGAAGGCACACGCUUUCGAGCAAUAGCCUGUUCUGAUAAAAAUGGAAGACCUGUUGACCCUGCCCAUUGCAACAGCUCUGGUUAUAUGCAAGAAGAAUGCGUCAUCCCUUGCCCAUUUGAUUGCAAGUUAAGUGAUUGGUCCAGUUGGGGGUCUUGCAGUUCAUCUUGUGGGAUUGGAGUAAGAAUUCGAUCCAAAUGGCUGAAAGAAAAACCAUACAAUGGAGGUCGACCGUGUCCCAAGCUGGAUCUCAAGAAUCAGGUUCAUGAGGCAGUCCCAUGUUACAGGGAGUGCAAUCAGUAUUCCUGGGUUGUAGAACACUGGUCUCCAUGCAAAAUCCACAAUGAGCUGAGGUCCCUGCGCUGUGGAGAAGGAACACAGUCUAGGAAAAUCAGAUGUGUAAAUACUGCUGAUGGUGAAGGGGGAGCAGUGGACAACAACCUCUGCAACCAGGAUGAAAUCCCUCCAGAAACCCAGUCCUGCUUCCUUCUGUGUCCCAAUGAAUGUGUCAUGUCUGAGUGGGGACCUUGGAGCAAAUGCCCACAGUCAUGUGAUCCACACACAAUGCAGAGAAGAACCCGCCAUCUGCUGCGGCCCUCACUGAGUUCAAGGACAUGCGCAGAAGACUCGCAGGUGCGGCCCUGCCUCCUCAAUGAAAACUGCUUCCAGUUCCAGUACAAUCUAACAGAGUGGAGCGCAUGCCAGCUGAGCGAAAAUGCAACCUGUGGGCAAGGCAUCAGGACCCGCCUUCUGAGCUGUGUGCGCAGUGACGGCAAGCCCGUUGGCAUGGACCAAUGCAAGCAGCAUAACCUGGAAAAACCUCAGAGGAUGAGUGCUCCCUGCCUGGUGGAAUGCAUGGUCAACUGUCAGCUCUCUGGGUGGACAGCCUGGACAGCAUGCUCGCAGACUUGUGGCCAUGGAGGUCGAAUGAGCCGGACUCGAUUUAUCAUUACGCCAACCCAAGGAGAAGGAAGGCCAUGCCCCACUGAGCUUACCCAGCAGAAAAGCUGCCCAGUGACCCCCUGCUAUAGCUGGGUCCUCAGCAACUGGUCUGCAUGUAAAUUGGAGGGUGGAGACUGUGGGGAAGGAGUCCAGAUCCGCAGCAUCUCCUGUGUGGUGCACAAUGGCUCGACAUCCCACUGGACUGUACAUGUGGAUGAUGCAUUGUGUGGAGAGAGGCCCUUUCAGGACAGCCUCCUGAAGCAGCCGUGUUCUGUGCCUUGCCCAGGAGACUGUCACUUAACAGAAUGGUCAGAGUGGAGCACCUGCGAAUUGACCUGCAUUGAUGGAAGAAGCUUUGAGACUCUGGGCCGCCAAUCUAGAUCAAGGACAUUUAUAAUUCAGUCUUUUGAGAACCAAGACAACUGCCAGCAGGUUCUAGAAACACGCCCUUGCACAGGAGGUAAAUGUUAUCACUACACAUGGAAAGCAAGUCUUUGGAACAAUAAUGAACGAACUGUAUGGUGCCAACGUUCAGAUGGCAUUAACGUCACAGGAGGCUGCUCCCCUCAGGCCCGCCCUGCUGCUAUUCGGCAGUGUAACCCAGCCUGCAGAAAACCCUUUUCCUACUGUACACAGGGUGGAGUCUGUGGCUGUGAGAAGGGCUAUACAGAGAUAAUGAGAUCAAAUGGUUUCCUGGAUUACUGCAUGAAAGUACCUGGCUCAGAGGAUAAAAAAGCUGAUGUGAAAAACCUCACUGGGAAAAACAGACCUGUCAAUUCAAAAAUACAUGAUAUUUUUAAAGGAUGGUCUCUUCAACCCUUUGAUCCAGAUGGCCGUGUAAAAAUGUGGGUUUAUGGCGUUUCAGGUGGUGGUUUUCUUAUCAUGAUUUUCCUAGUAUUUACUUCCUACCUUGUUUGCAAGAAGCCAAAAGCACAUCAAAGCACACCUCCUCAACAGAAGCCUCUGACCUUAGCCUACGAUGGAGACUUAGACAUGUAACCUGAAAAAGAAAUCCAAAUGUAGACAUCAACUGCCUUAACUGCUUUCUCUUUUGUAGCUCUCAGACUUCUCAGUUUUUUGAGGAAUCUCAUGAUGUGAUAUACUGGGCAGAAUACAGAUACUGCAAACGUAAUCUUGCCUCAACUUCAUUUGGACAUGGAGUCAAGGAGUAUUAGGCCUGCCAUUUUGCUUUCCAGUUGCUUGUGGGUGUGAGUGUUUAAUUUUUUGAUUUUCCCAAGGGACCUGAAAACCCUUCUCUUCCUGCUUGGAAAUGGGAAGAAGAAAACAUGAUGGAAUUCCCACAGACUUGAGUAAACUUUAUUCUCAGCAGCAUGAUGACAAUCCGGAGGAAAGUCCAAUCAAGGCAUUUACUGUAAAUGACAAAUCUGACACUGCAUUGUUAUGCACUAUAUUAGUGCAAAUCUUUAUUCUUCCCAUACUUCAACACUGAGUUUUCUAGCGUUUACAUUGGUUCAAAGACUUUCAAAGUGGAUUGCCUAUUUUCAUGAACACAGAGAAAAUGGGUUGCCAUUUCAGAAAUUCUCUGAGUUUGUACCUUUAAAUAUUAUAUUUUGUUUGGAGCUGAUGGGAUGAUGGCACCUCAUGGGUUGCAUCUAUUGAAAACAAAUGGAAUGUAUGUAGUUGCUGGACUAGAUGAAAGCUAGGCUGUUUGGGAUGAAAUAUGUAUUGAAUGUUAGGUGUACAAAUGAAUAGGUGGUUGUACUGGAGAAUGAGAUAAAUUAUUUAAUAACUAAAUUUGUGUAUUUUAACAAAAACUUAGCCAUGUAGAUAUAGCAUUGACCACACACAGUUGUAAUUCAGUUUAAUGAGGAUAAACUCUGCUUUUGUAAUUUCGAUUUUCUUAUCUGAAUAUUUAUAAAUUCUUUUUUUGAAUUUAAUUAUCUGACCUCAUUUAAUAUACAUCGAACGCUGAUCCUGUUUGUAGCAAGUCUUGCUUUUAUAAAGGUUUCAAUAAUAUCUCAAACAACACACGAAAAAGCUGAAACCAUUUUAUGAAGAUAAAUGUUUGUAAUUGUUGAUGUUGAAAAGUGAGAAGGUGCCAUCUUGUGGUAUUUACUUGUAUUUAUAAUAAAGUGCUCAAGAGACUGUGA
Messenger RNA from Sus scrofa (pig), 8001 nucleotides. NCBI's taxonomy places the organism in Eukaryota, Metazoa, Chordata, Mammalia, Artiodactyla, Suidae. The record is from RefSeq and is a predicted model, not a curated record.